GAACUCAAGGAAAUCCUGCUGAAGCAGGUGACGUCCCCCGUCAUGUGGGAGACGCAGGCGAAGGCCCUGAUCGCAGCGGGCUUCGAGACGGGGUAUGAGCUAGGCCCUGGCAAGGUCAUCGCUGGUAUCAUGAAGCGCAUCGACAAGGACGACGCCGCCGGCAAGAUCACGAACAUCACGGCCUGA
Messenger RNA from Prorocentrum cordatum, 186 nucleotides. Lineage: Eukaryota; Dinophyceae; Prorocentrales; Prorocentraceae. The record is from the annotation of a GenBank genome assembly.